Messenger RNA from Closterium sp. Naga37s-1, 969 nucleotides. The record is from the annotation of a GenBank genome assembly. Lineage: Eukaryota; Viridiplantae; Streptophyta; Zygnematophyceae; Desmidiales; Closteriaceae.
AUGUCGGCCGGUGAUGACAGCAUUCUGCGCUGUUGGGACGUCACCGCGCAGGUGCGUCCCUGCUGCUUGCCCUCUCUCUCCCCUUCAUCCUUCACCUUUCUCUCCUCUUUUCUCCCCUCCUCUCCCCUCCCCUCCUCUCCCCUCCCCUCCACUCCCCUCCCCUCCCCUCUCCUCCCCUCCCCUCCCCUCCCCUCCCCUCCCCUCCCCUCCCCUCGCCUCCCCUCCCCGCCCAUCCACGCUCUCCUGCUGAGACUACCUAGUGGGGCAGCGCAAGGGCGUGCAUGUGGCAACCACGGCAAGCAGCACCGCAUCCCACUCCCCUCUCCCAACUCCUUCCCAUCCCUGCAACCACCCCCCUCCCAUGUGCUUAGGGGAGCAGUGCAAGCGCGUCAGCACGGCAGCAGCGGCACAGCAAGACCAGGUCAUCAUGUGGCCGUGCCCCACAUGGUGGCGGACUGCCUACUGACGCCCCCCAUAGCUGCGGCGGCACAUGUCGGUGCAUCUGGUGGUGCACGGCUCACCCCUCUUCCUUCCCUGCUGCACCCCUCACGGCUUGACACCACUCUCUUCCCUCUCACCCCCCAUGCCUCCAGGCUGGUACCAAACCCGCGCUACAGCACGUGCCUGCACAUGGUGCUCGACCUCAGAGCCCAGCACAUCGCUGCCACGCCCAAAGGGGUUCCACAUGCUAGGACAGGUGGUGGGGGUGGAGGCGCAUGCUUCCGUCUAUUCAUUCCCUUCCUCUUCCCCUUUUUGGCCUUCCCCCAGUUCCACAUGCUAGCGCAGGUGGUGGGGGCGGAGGCACAUGCGCUGGCAGAGCUGGCGGAGCUGCAGGGCUUUGUGCUGCCGCUGCUAAGCGCCUCCACUGCUGCCACCGCCACCGCCCAGGCAGACGCCAUCGCCGCCGCUGCCGCCCUCCAGGGGGGCACCGUGGAGGAUGACUUGGCUGUGCUCUCAUGUGCGGCUUAG